Messenger RNA from Galleria mellonella (greater wax moth), 2157 nucleotides. Its product is annotated as katanin p60 ATPase-containing subunit A-like 2. The coding region runs from base 81 to 1451 and encodes 456 amino acids. The transcript is spliced from 8 exons. Gene Ontology annotation, molecular function: protein binding; ATP binding; ATP hydrolysis activity. Lineage: Eukaryota; Metazoa; Arthropoda; Insecta; Lepidoptera; Pyralidae. The record is from RefSeq and is a predicted model, not a curated record.
GCUAAUAAACCACUUAUUUUAUAUUGUAUUUGUGAUAUUUUCACAUUCUAGUGUUUAUUUUGUAUAAAACAAUUAAUAUUAUGGCAGGCGUCACUAGGCCUAUGAGUCAAAUGAGAAAAAUCGAGUCGAAAGAAGCUCUAUUUCGCGCCAGGAAACGGAUACUCAAGUACUUGGUAUUGAGUUUUCUGAAGCAGGAGGGUUUCUUUCACGCGGCCGAGACCUUCGCGUCGGAGGCUGCACUCACCGGGGACUACGAGGUCUGCGACAAUAUAGAUCUGGACAUUAUCCUACAGGAUUAUUGCAGUUACUACCUUAUACGGUUCAAUAAGCAGCCCCAGUUCUGCCGCAAAGUGGAAGAGAAGCAGCCACCGCGCCGACCCGUCACCAGGCGAGCGAGGACGGAGCGCGCGGCGGAUGAGUUGCCGCGUUGCGACACGGAUGUCGAUCUGCCUUCCACAUUUACAGUCACCAAGAUGUUUAGGGAAAAUGAAGACAUGUCACAAAAUGCACGACACGUUCUCGAGAGGAAACCUCUGGCGGGUUUUAUUGCGAAAAUGUCUUCAGAUAAGAAGCAACUUGUGGAACUGCUGUACCAAGAUAUAGUUAUGCCGAUGGAUGUAGCUUGGGACGAUAUUAAGGGCUUGUCUUCGGCGAAGAGUCUGCUAAUGGAAUCUGUAGUUUACCCUGUUAGAUAUCCCGAAGUGUUUACUGGCCUUCUAGAACCUUGGCGAGGAGUGUUGCUUCACGGGCCUCCAGGAACUGGCAAGACGAUGUUGGCCAGAGCUGUCGCAAGCGAGAGCUCGUGUACUUUCUUUAAUAUAUCCUGUAGCACUGUCAUUAAUAAAUGGAGGGGAGAAACGGAGAAGAUUAUCAAGGUUCUCUUCGAAAUGGCGUCCUACUAUUCGCCGUCGAUAAUUUUUAUUGACGAAGUGGAGACCAUAGCGUCGGAUCGUUCUGCCUCUGGGGAGCACGAGGCUUCAAGACGGAUGAAAGCUCAGCUUUUGACAGAGCUAGACGGUAUCAGCAAGAGGGACGGUGUGGUGUUUUUGUUGGCGAACUCUAAUAUGCCAUGGGUAUUAGAUCCAGCCAUGUUAAGAAGACUAGAGAAAAGAAUAUACAUACCGCUACCAGAUUUUAAGACCCGAGUGGAAUUGUUCGAGAAGUUUCUCAAAGUGGGCAACAUGGAACUAUACCCAAAGGUGAACUUUGAAGAGUUGGCAGCGAAGACCGAGGGCUACUCGGGCAGCGAUAUCAAGCUGGUCUGUAAGGAGGCACUGAUGUGUACUGUUAGGAAGAUGUUGCCCACUAUGAAUGGCAGAGGCAGUGCGAACAAUCGGAAAGACCGCGUGCAGUUAUCGGACAUUUUGUCAGCUAUAGAAAAAACAAAACCGGUCUCCAAGAAUUUGGCAAAGAGACACAUUGACUGGCAGAAUGAAAUGGGCUGUUCUUAGGAGAACCAUUCAAGACUUAGUAAUGCAUCGAAUGUGGAGGUUUUUAAUAGUAAAUGAAUUGAGAAAACUGUUUUAAUAGCGGAAAUGGUAUGACUGUCUCAUAUCUGAUAGUACAAAUCAACAAUCGAUUGAAUGUUUUCAUUUGUUAGUAUUUUUUUUUCGAGUUUCUUUGAGAGUUUUAACAAAACAUUUGCCUUUUUAGUUCUUUUGAAAUUGACUGGGGGAUGUUGGGAAAUAAAUCAGAUUGUUUUCAACUAGUUGCAGUUUCGGAAAUUUUUCUGUUGAACAGUACAUGCUAAUUUUUUUAUACUACAAAGGUGGCAAACAAGCAUACACUCCGUCAGAUCGUAAACGGUCACUGUAGCCUAUCGACGCCUACAACAUUAGGGAUAUCACAUGCGCGUUGCUGAAUAUUAUUAUAAAAAAACCCAUGCUUAUCAUGAUGCCCGUGAAGACUUUUGUAUAAAAAGAAUUUGGUUACAUUUAAGAUUUAAUGGAUACUAAAAUAAAACAUUAGUAUAAUUUAAUUUUAUUUAAUUAAAGACAUCUAUGAAACACCGCCUCGUUCUAUACAAAAUACUCGUUUAAAAAUACAUAAUCUAAGCAUAGUUACAUUACAUUUACAAUUCCUCCACUACGUUUUGAAUUUGGUAGGCAAAUAAAAUAAGUACGUAAAUAAUACAAUAAAAAAUUAUAAAAAAUAUCA